Messenger RNA from Lipotes vexillifer (Yangtze River dolphin), 2100 nucleotides. RefSeq names its product CDC42 effector protein 1 (gene CDC42EP1). The record is from RefSeq and is a predicted model, not a curated record. The coding region runs from base 376 to 1461 and encodes 361 amino acids. Gene Ontology annotation, cellular component: cytoskeleton; cytoplasm; plasma membrane. Gene Ontology annotation, biological process: positive regulation of actin filament polymerization; regulation of cell shape; Rho protein signal transduction. Lineage: Eukaryota; Metazoa; Chordata; Mammalia; Artiodactyla; Lipotidae. Gene Ontology annotation, molecular function: small GTPase binding. The transcript is spliced from 3 exons.
CGCGCCGGGACGCGCUGCCGACGCGCCCCCCCUUCGCCCCCAGCUCCGGCGGCUCGCGGAGAGAAGGUCUCCACCCCUGGGCAGGAGAGGGGCUGUCCACAUUUGAGGCACGUCCGGUGCUUUCUGUGCUCUUGGACAGAACACCUACAGCUGCUUCCACAGGGCUAGGAGCCAGGCCUCAGGGACAAACAAGCCAUGGACUUCCCAUAGCCUCAGCAUUUGAGGGCAGCACCUUAGGAGAGCAGGGGCACAGCCUCCAUCCACCCCCUUUCACCGAAAAGGAAGGAGCUGAGAAGCGGACCCUUAGCCCAGCCCAGCGCCCUCCCCAGGCUCCCACCGUGGGCAUGGACCAGCAGCUGUGAACAGCCAGAGCCAAUGCCGGGCCCCCAGGGGGCCGGAGGAGCCCCAGCCAUGAACCUGGGCAAGCUCUCACCCGUGGGCUGGGUGUCCAGCUCGCAGGGGAAGAGGCGGCUGACUGCGGACAUGAUCAGCCCCCCACUCGGGGACUUCCGCCACACCAUGCACGUGGGCCGUGGCGGGGACGUCUUCGGCGACACCUCCUUCCUCAGCAACCACGGUGGCAGCUCACGGGGCGCCCACCGCUCGCCCCGCAGCUUCCUAGCCAAGAAGCUGCAGCUGGUGCGGAGGGUAGGGGCACCGGCCCGGAGGAUGGCUGCCCCACCUGCGCCCUCACCUGCUCCACCCGCCAUCUCCCCCAUCAUCAAGAACGCCAUCUCCCUGCCUCAGCUCAACCAGGCCGCCUACGACAGCCUCGUGGUGGGCAAGCUCAGCUUCGACCGCAGCCCUGCCACCUCCACAGAUGGCCACUCCAGCUACGGCCUGGACUCCGGGUUCUGCACCAUCUCUCGCCUGCCUCGCCCAGAAAAGCCUCGUGACCGAGACCGUGAUAGCUCCUUCCCCUCUGAGCCUGAGCUUCGCCGCUCUGAUUCCCUCCUGUCCUUCCGCCUGGACCUCGACCUUGGGCCCUCUCUCCUCAGUGAGCUGCUGGGGGUCAUGAGCCUCUCAGAAGGCUCUGCAGCCGAGACCCCAGCCCCAGCCCCUGCUGCAAAUGCCACAGCCCCUGUUGCACCCCCCCCGACCCCUGCCUCAAGCCCCCCACCCCGUGGACAGUGCCCCAAUGGGGUAACCCUGGGGUUGGGCCCAACAGCCGAGGCGAGGGCCAGCCCGGUAGGAGAGCGUCCCUGUGCACCUGCUGACAUAGGCCCCGGCAGGCACUGGGGAGCAGGCUGUGGUGGCAGCCAAAGCAGCUGCCACUACGCUGAGAUGGAUGCUCGGCGGGAGCUGGUCGAGGUGCUGCCCCAGGCUCGGGCCUCUUGGGAGAGCCUGGACGAAGAAUGGGGGCCACCGCAGGCAGGCAGCAGGGCCUCUGUGCCCAGCACGGUGCAAGCCAACACCUUCAAGUUUGCUGAAGCUGAGGAGGAUGACGAGGUCAAGGUGUGAGCGGCUGGGCAUGGGCUCGGGACCCCAGCCAGCCUCGGGGCACCGCCUAUGAACUCCCCAGGCGCAGAGCCAGCCCCUCACCUGACAGCUGGGUCCCGCCAACGAAAGAUGGGAGAAAACCCAAGUUGUCCCGAGACCCCUCCACACCUCUGCAGGACAGACAUGGGAGGGAGGCCAGAGGAGACCAGGCUUGUCCUGGGACCUGGGUGUUCCCAUGGGCCGUGCUGGGCCUCCCCGCGUCCCCCCACUGCCACUCUGGACCCAGUAGCCAUUCCUCGGGCCCACCCGCCACCCCAGGCCAUCCCCACCAGCUGGAGGGCCUCGCCUCACAGUGCAGCCUUUGUGCUGGGAAAGCUGCCCUUGCUGGGUGGGGGUGGGGAGCAUAGCACACAGAGCCUUUGUCCCCUCUCCCAAAGGGACCGCCUGCCCCAGCUCAUCCUGGAGUUGCCCCCAGCAGGGUCCCCACUGCCUUUCUGAGAGCCCCAGCCCUUGCUAAGGCUGCUUCCCCGACAUUCCCCCUGCCACCCCACUUGUCCCAGAAGCCUCAGAGAAAAGUCAGGUGUGACCUCACAGUGGGGGAAUCCUACUUUCCCGUGCACGCCAGACCUGCCUCUGGGUCCUGAUUAAAAAAGGCUUUUU